Messenger RNA from Trifolium pratense (red clover), 8498 nucleotides. RefSeq lists its product as uncharacterized. NCBI's taxonomy places the organism in Eukaryota, Viridiplantae, Streptophyta, Magnoliopsida, Fabales, Fabaceae. The transcript is spliced from 12 exons. Gene Ontology annotation, molecular function: ADP binding. The coding region runs from base 423 to 8120 and encodes 2565 amino acids. The record is from RefSeq and is a predicted model, not a curated record.
AUAUGUAUUGUGCUCAUCUAGAGAGUCUCUUACAAAAACAGGUUCCUAAUUCCUGAAACCCAUCUAAAAUUAAAACCACCAAAAAGCCAAAAGGAUAAAAGUAUUUGAGUCUUGAACCUCUUAGUAUCUCUGUUUUACUAGUUAUAAUUUGUUUUCAGUUUUUGUUAUUUCCAUUCAUUCAUAUAGAAAAAGAAAAAAAAAAACACUGUAUACAAAAAAAAACAAACCAAAAUCUGAAGGAAAAAAAACGGUUAUCUCAUAUAUUGUAUGUAUUUUUAAUUUGGUACAUACUCUGUUGAUUUCAAAGGUAUUUUUAAUAUUCAGAGAUCAUUUUAGUUUCUGCUUUUUGAAGCUAUUUUGCAUCACUCAAUAUAAUACAGGCAAACUCAAGUCAGAAGGAAGAGGAGAAGAAAAGAUAAUCAAUGGAAAUUCUAUUUUCUAUUGUUGGAACAAUAGCAGAACAUACUGUUGUGCCUAUUGGACGUCAAGCAAGUUACUUGAUAUUCUACAAAGGCAAUUUAAAUUCGUUAGCGGAUAGUGUUAAAGGCCUUGAGGAUGCAAAAAAAACAAUAACCCAUUCCGUUGAAGAAGAAAAGAGAAACGGUAAAAAUAUUGAAGAAGCUGUGAUGAACUGGUUAGAAAAAGUGGAUGAGGUCAUUGGAAAGGCAAAUCAGCUUGAAAAUGAUCCUCGUCGUGCCAAUGCUAGGUGCUCAGCAUGGCCGUUCCCCAAUUUGAUUUUGCGUCAUCAACUAAGUAGGAAAGCCACAAAAAUUGUACAAGAUGUUAUUCAAGUUCAAGGAAAAGGGACGUUUAACCGAAUUGGUUACCUUCCCCCCCUAGACGGAGAAACCUCCUCCUCUUCAACAAGAGGUGGUGAAAAGUAUGAGACAAGGGAGACAUUUAAAGAGAACAUUAUGAAUGCUCUAGCACAUCAUAAUUCAUGCAAUAUUGGGGUCUAUGGGUUGGGUGGUGUGGGUAAGACCACUCUGGUGGGGGAAGUUUUUGAAAUAUCUAAGAAACACAAAUUGUUUGAUGCAGUUGUUAAAACCCAUGUAACAAAAAAUCCAGACAUUAAAACAAUUCAAGGGGAGAUUGCAGAUUGGUUGGGUCUACGGUUCGGUGAGGAGAGUGUUCUCGGAAGAGCACAUCGCCUAAGGCAAAGAAUCAAGAUGGAGAAAAAUAUCCUUAUCGUUCUAGAUGAUAUAUGGACAAUACUUGAUUUGAAGAAAGUGGGAAUUCCAUUUGGUAAUGAACAUAAUGGUUGUAAAUUGUUGAUGACAUCCAGAAAUCAAGAUGUGUUGUUGCAAAUGGAUGUUCCAAAGGAUUUCAUUUUCAAACUUGAACUUAUGAGUCAAAACGAGACAUGGAGCUUGUUUCAAUUUAUGGCUGGGGAUGUGAUUAAAGAUAGCAAUUUGAAAGGUGUAGCAAUUCAAGUUGCCCAAAAAUGUGCAGGUUUGCCUCUUGUGACAGUGACGGUAGCUCAAGCAUUGAAAGGUAAGAGGGAUGUUCAUGCUUGGAAAGAUGCAUUAAGGAGAUUAGAAAGUGAUCAUCAUACAAUUUUUUCUGCUUUGGAAUUGAGUUACGACUCAUUGGAGAAUGAUGAAAUUAGGGAUGUCUUCUUGCUUUUUGCAUUAUUUCCAGAUGGUAAUGUACAGUACUUUCUAAAAGUUGCAAUGGGUUUGGAUAUAUUAAAGGAUAUUAAGACUGUGGAUGAUGCUAGAAACAGACUUUAUCCAAUAAUCCAUUCUUUGGAGGCGACUUGUUUGCUUGAAGUUAAAAAAAGUGGAGAUAUCGAAAUGCAUGACUUUGUUCGUGAUUUUGCUAUCUCCAUAGCACGUAGGGACAAACAUGUAUUUCUAAAAAAACAAUCAGAUGAGGAAUUCCCAACCAAGAGUUUUUUAACAAGGUGCACGCAGGUUGUUUUAGAUGAUUGUAUGCACGAGCUUCCUCAAAUGAUUGAUUGUCCAAACAUUAAGUUUUUCUUUUUGUCCAGCGAGAAUCUUUCUUUAGAAGUCCCUGACAAUUUUUUUGAGGAUAUGGGAAGCCUUAAAGUCCUAGAUUUAACAGCUUUGAACUUGUCUUCAUUACCCACUUCAUUUCGGUUCCUAACCAACCUUCAAACACUGUGUCUGAAUUAUUGUAUUUUGGAAAAUAUGGUUGAGAUAGAAGCUUUGCAAAAUUUAGUUAUUCUUUGCCUUUUGGGUUCUUCAAUGACCAAGUUGCCAAGAGAAAUACGACAAUUGACUCAAUUGAGAAUGCUUGAUUUGAGCGAUUCAGGAAUAGAAGUAAUCCCACCCAACAUUAUAUCAAGCUUGACCAAACUGGAGGAGUUGUACAUGGGAAAUACCUUUGUUAAUUGGGGAGAUGCGAGUCCAACGGCUCAAAACAAAAAUGCUAGCAUUUCUGAGCUUCGAAAACUACCCAAGUUGACAACUCUUGAAUUACAAAUUCGCGAGACAUGGAUGUUGCCAAGGGAUUUGCAGACGGUGUUCGAGAAGUUGGAAAGAUAUAAAAUAGCUAUUGGUGAUGUAUGGGAAUGGUCUGACAUAGUGGAUGGAACCUCAAAAACAUUGAUGCUCAAACUUGGUACUAACAUACAUUUGGAGCACGGAAUUAAAGCAUUGAUUAAAGGUGUUGAGAAUUUGUACUUGGAUGAUGUAGACGGAAUUCAAAAUGUGGUUUAUCAAUUAAAUGGAGAAGGAUUUCCGUUGCUGAAAUAUCUCCACGUCCAAAAUAAUGCAAACAUGAAGCAUAUUGUUGACUCUCAUGAGAGGAAUCAAAUCCACAUGUCCUUUCCAAUUUUGGAAACACUAGUACUUGAUAAUCUUGAAAAUUUGGAGCAUAUAUGUCUUGGUCCACUUUCAACCACUUCUUUUAGAAGUCUUGGUGUUAUCAAAGUCAAACAUUGUGACCAUUUGAAAUAUCUUUUCUCCUUUACAUUGGUUAAAGAGCUUUCACACCUUUCUGAGAUUGAAGUUUGUCACUGCAAUUCUAUGAAGGAGAUAGUGCUCGGAGACAACAAUUCAAGUGCAAAUUCUAUAACUAAUGAAAAAUUUGAGGUUUUUCUAUUUCGUUCUUUGACUUUAGAACAUAUGGAAACACUUCAGGAUUUCUUCACCAGAAGUGAGCAAAAGCAUCAAUGGUUAGAGCCUUAUAUUUCAACCCCAUUUUUCAAUGCUCAGGUUUCAUUUCCUAACUUGGAUACCCUUAAAUUGAUCUCACUCAAUUUGGGUAAAUUUUGGGAUGACAAUCAUCAAUCAAUGUGUAACUUAACUAGCUUGAUUGUGGAGAAUUGUGGUGGAUUGAAGUACUUAUUCUCGUUGACUAUGGUUGGAAGUCUUAACAACCUCAAACACCUUGAAAUAAGCAAUUGUCCUCUGAUGGAGGAGAUAAUAGCCAAAGAAGAGACAAACAAUGAAAUAGAAGAGCACGUUCAUUUUUUCAAAUUAGAGAAAAUCACAUUGAAGGACAUGGACAACUUGAAGACAAUAUGGCACCGCCAAUUUGAAACAGUGAAGAUGUUGCAAGUGAGCAAUUGUAAGAAAAUUGUGGUGGUUUUUCCUUCUUCAAUGCAAAAAACAUAUACUAAGCUAGAGAUGUUGGAGGUUACAGAUUGUGCUUUAGUAGAAGAGAUAUUUGAAUUGAGUUUCAAUGAAAAUAGCAGUGCAGAGAAUACAACACUUUUGAAAGUUGUUAUAGAUGGAUUGCCAAAACUGAAAAAUAUAUGGAGUGGGGAUCUUCGCAGAAUUCUUAGUUUUCAAAUUCUUAUAUUUGUAAAACUUACAAACUGUGAAAGCUUGGAGUAUCUAUUACCACUUCCUAUAGCCAGUUGUUGUUCACAUCUCCAAAAACUUCAUAUAAAAAACUGUGGAAAAAUGAAGGAAAUUGUUGCAGAGGAGAAGGAGAAAGAAUUUGGAGUGAGUGCAGCUCCCACAUUUGAGUUUAAUGAACUAAGUAGUUUAUUGCUUUGGAACUUGCAUAAACUCAAGGGUUUCUAUGCUAAAGAGCAUACCCUAACAUGUUCAUCUUUGAAGAAAAUUGAUGUUUUCAAUUGUGCAAAGUUGAAUUUGUACAGAACUCUAUCUACAAGAAGCUCCAAUUUUCAAGAUGACAAACUCUCCGUUUUAACGCCACAACCACCUUUCAUUGUCGAAGAGGUUAUUCCAAAUUUGAAGGAGUUGAGAAUAAAUAAUAAAGAAGCUAACGUGAUAUUGCAAGCCCAAAACUCAAGUGCCCUAUUCACCAAAAUGACAUUUCUUUCUUUGUCCCAUUAUAAUAUUAAAGAUGCUACAUUUCCUUAUUGGUUUCUUCAAAAUGUGCACACUCUUGAGUCACUAGUUGUUGAAUGGAGUAGCUUCAAGAAAAUAUUUCAAGAUGAAAGACAAAUAAGUGAGAAGAAGACUUACCCACAGCUCAAAAUGCUCACAUUGUAUCAAUUACAUAAGCUUCAACAUAUAUGUGAGGAUGGAUUCCAAAUUGAUCCUGUUCUUGCAUUCCUUGAAAACUUAUAUGUUGAUAACUGUUCUAGUUUGUUAAGUUUAUUGCCUUCCUCCGCCACCCUUAAUCAUUUGGAAUAUCUGGAGAUAACAAAUUGCAACGGGUUAAAAAAAUUAAUGACAUCUCCUACGGCACAAAGUUUGCACAAGCUCAUUUCGCUGAAGGUAAAAGACUGUAAUUCACUUGAAGAAAUAAUUAAUGGAGAGGAAAAUGUUGGCAUUGCAUUUAUUAGUUUAGAAUUAUUGAUGUUGGAUUGUUUGCCAAGGCUCACCAAAUUUUGUUCUACUAAGUGCUUCUUGAAGUUUCCAAUGUUGGCGGAAGUAAUUGUGAGGGAGUGUCCUCGCAUGACGAUUUUUUCAGAGGGAAACACAAGUACACCAAAUCUUCAAAAAGUUAAAAUUGCAGAAAAUGAUGAAUGGCUUUGGAAGGGAAACCUAAAUGAUACAAUAACCAACAUAUUUGGAGAUAAGUUUGGUGGUUUUAAGCAAUUAAAACUGUCUCGAUAUCCAGAGUUGAAAGGAUUGUGGUAUGGUCAACCUCAGCACAAUGUAUUUAGGAGUCUGAAGUAUCUAGUGGUUCAUAAAUGUGAUUUUUUAUCUGAUGUGCUCUUUCAACCAAAUUUGCUAGAAGUGCUAAUGAACUUGGAAGAAUUAGAUAUCACAUAUUGUGAUUCAUUAGAAGCAGUUUUUGAUAUGAAAGGUGGUGAAUUUGAAAAAGAAAUUCUUGUGAAGAAUUCUACUCAAUUGAAGAAAUUAACACUAUCUAAUCUUCCAAAACUGAAGCAUGUAUGGAAGGAGGACCAACAUAGCACUAUGGGGUUUCAAAAUUUAAUUGAAGUGUCUGUUGAGGAGUGCCCAAGUUUGAAAAGCCUCUUUCCGCUCUCAGUAGCUAGAGAUAUGAACCAAAUUCAAACACUUGAAGUGACUUCAUGUGGGAUUGAAGAAAUUGUUGGCAGGGAGGAAGGAGUGGAUGAGAUAGUUGAAUUUGUGUUUCCUAAUUUAACAUCCAUUAGACUUCACCAUUUGGCCAAACUAAAGACAUUCUUUGGCGGAGUCCAUUCUCUUCAAUGUAAAUCAUUGAAAACGAUCAACUUGUUCAGAUGUCCAGAAAUUGAGCUAUUUAAGGCAGAGCCUUUGAGUCAGCAAGUGAGUGCCAGAAAUGAUGAGCUCAAUAUCACAACAUAUCAACCUUUGUUCGUGAUUGAAGAGGUAUUUAACACUGUGGAGAGGUUGUUCAUGAAUAUGAAAUAUUUUGACAUGAUAUUGCAUAGCCAAUAUUCAGAGGUUCAAUUCAACAAACUCACACACAUUGGUGUGGGUGAAUUCUACAAUGAAGGAGCUACUUUUCCACAUUGGUUCUUGAAAAAUGUUCCUAAUUUAGAAAGAAUGCUAGUACAAUGGAGUUCCUUCAGGGAGAUAUUUCAAGGCGAACAAGCCAUAAUUACGGAAAUGGAAACUCAAAUUAUCCCGCGACUCAAAGAGUUGGAAUUAUGGCACCUGGACAAGCUUCAAUGUAUAUGCAAAGAAGGACUUCAAAUGGACCCCAUUCUAUAUUUUCUUGAAACCAUUUAUGUUCGGCACUGUUCCAGUCUUAUGAAAUUGGUGCCUUCUUCUGUUACCUUUAAUUACUUGACCUACUUGGAGGUAACAAACUGCAAUGGUUUGAUAAAUUUGAUAACAUACUCAACAGCAAAGAGUCUUGUCAAACUUGAAACCAUGAAGAUUAAAAUGUGUAAUUGUCUUGAGGAUGUGGUCAACCGAAAAGAAGAAGAUGAGAUGAAUAAGAUUGAAUUUUCCAGUUUACAAUAUCUAGAACUUGUUGCUUUACCAAAACUCUGUCUCUUUUGCUCAUGCACGUGCCCCGUUAUGUUUCCGUUGCUGGAAGUUGUAGUCGUCAAAGGAUGCCCUCGAAUGGAACAUUUUUCAUUUGGUGUGACCAACACAACAAUUCUUGAAAAUGUACAAUUUGAUGAAGAAAACCACUGGGAAGGCGACCUCAAUGGAACAGUAAAGAAAUUGUUUGAUGACAAGGUGGCAUUUGGUAGUUUUAAGCAUUUAAAACUAUCUGAAUAUCCAGCGUUGAAAGAAUUGUGGUAUGGUCGACCUCAGCACAAUGUAUUUAGGAGUCUGAAGUAUCUAGUGGUUCAUAAAUGUGAUUUUUUAUCUGAGGUGCUCUUUCAACCAAAUUUGCUAGAAGUGCUAAUGAACUUGGAAGAAUUAGAUAUCACAGAUUGUGAUUCAUUAGAAGCAGUUUUUGAUAUGAAAGAUGAAUUUGAAAAAGAAAGUCUUGUGAAGAAUUCUACUCGAUUGAAGAAAUUAAAACUAUCUAAUCUUCCAAAACUGAAGCAUGUAUGGAAGGAGGACCAACAUAACACUAUGAGGUUUCAAAAUUUAAGUGAAGUAUCUGUUGAGAAGUGCACAAGCUUGAAAAGCCUCUUUCCACUCUCAGUAGCUAGAGAUAUGAAGAAAAUUCAAAGUCUUAAAGUUUGUGAAUCUGGAAUUGAAGAAAUUGUUGGCAACAAAGAAGGAACAAAGAAGAUGGUUAAAUUUGUGUUUCCUCAUUUAACAUCCAUCGAACUUUCCUAUUUGGCCAAACUUAAGGCAUUCUUCGCCGGUGUCCAUUCUCUUCGAUGUAAAUCAUUGAAAAAAAUCAACUUGUUCGGAUGUCCCAAAGUAGAGCUAUUUAGGACAGGACCUUUGAGACACCAAGAAAGUGCCAUAAAAGAUGAGCUCAAUAUCUCAAUGUAUCAACCUUUGUUUGUGAUUGAAGAGGUACUUAACAAUGUGGUGGAGAGUUUGAAUAUGAAUUUUAAAUAUUUUGACAUGAUAUUGCAUAGCCAAUAUUCAGGGGUUCAAUUCAACAAAGUCAAUUUCAUUGGUGUGAGCGAAUGCUACAAUGAAGAAGCUACUUUUCCAUAUUGGUUCUUGAAAAAUGUCCCUAAUUUGAAAAGAAUAUUAGUCGAAUGGAGUUCCUUCCAGGAGAUAUUUAAAGGUGAACAACUCGUGAGUACGGAAAAUGAAACUCAAAUUAUCCCGCGACUCCAAGUGUUGGAAUUAUGGCACCUGGACAAGCUUCAAUGUAUAUGCAAAGAAGGACUUCAAAUGGACCCCGUUCUGCAUUUUCUUGAAAGCAUUCAUGUUCAGCACUGUUCAAGUCUUAUGAAAUUGGUGCCUUCUUCUGUUACCUUUAAUUACUUGACCUACUUGGAGGUAACUGACUGCAAUGGUUUGACAAAUUUGAUAACAUCCUCAACAGCAAAGAGUCUAGUCAAACUUGAAACCAUGAAGAUUGAAAUGUGUAACCGGCUUGAGGAUAUAAUCAAUAGUAAAGAAGAAGAUGAGAUGAACAAGAUUGAAUUUUAUAGUUUAAAAUCACUAGAACUAAUUUCUUUACCAAGGCUCAGUGUAUUUUGCUCAUGUCCAUGCCCCAUUAUGUUUCCGUUGCUGGAAGUUGUAGUCGUCAAAGGAUGCCCUCGAAUGGAACAUUUUUCAACUGGUGUGACCAACACAACAAUUCUUCAAAAUGUACAAUUUGAUGAAGAAAAUCAUUGGGAAGGCGACCUCAAUGGAACAGUAAAAAAAUUGUUUGAUGACAAGGAAGUCUCGCAUUCUAAUGUUGAAUGAUAUAUCAUAGCAUUUGCAAGGGAAGGUAAUCAUUUGCUGCCAGGAUCGCCUCUCUCUGACUUCGUGGUUCUAGUUUCACUUGGUGGAAUCAUGUUCAUUCUGAUGUCUUUGUAGUUUAUCAUUGUAAUAGGCGUGGUCUUUCCUGAAUUUAGAUUUAAAUAAUCUUUUGUUCUUGUAUUUAAACUGCACUCUUUUUACCUUCAUCAAGGUUUUAUCCCAUUGGGUUUUUCUUGAUAAGGUUUUUAAUGAGGCAGUUGACCAACUUAUUUGGUUUAAACUAUUGUUAUCUUGGGUUUUGGUCUAGUCCCCCAAACUUUUUUUAUUUUAGUUUUAAUAAUAUUUGGUUGGGGGUGCAGGGGUUUGCACUUGUUUGUUGCA